Lachancea fermentati is the source of this 1626-nucleotide messenger RNA. The record is from the annotation of a GenBank genome assembly. NCBI's taxonomy places the organism in Eukaryota, Fungi, Ascomycota, Saccharomycetes, Saccharomycetales, Saccharomycetaceae.
AUGGUUGUGCUUGCUGUUUCAAUUACCACUCGUAGUGGUAAACCAUUACUGUCAAGGCAAUUUAGAGAUAUAACUAAAGAUCGUGUAACCGAGUUACUAUCCAAUUUCCAAGGACUAGUGGCAAAUUCUUCUUCUCAGCACACUUUUGUUGAAGACGAGCACAUUCGAUAUGUAUACAAGCCAUUUGAUGACUAUUACAUCAUUUUAAUUACAAACCGUCAAUCGAAUAUCAUUCAAGACUUGGAUACUUUGAAAAUAUUUUCCCAGACCAUGAAUUCUUACUUGAACAGUUUUGAUGAGUCCGAAAUUUUCGAUAAUGCAUUCGAAAUCUUAAGUUCUUUUGAUGAAGUUAUUGCAAUGGGUUAUAAGGAAAACUUAUCCAUUACCCAAAUCAACACAUAUCUAUCUAUGGAAUCACAUGAGGAAAAGAUUCAAGAGAUUAUCGAGCGCAACAAGGAAUUUGAGGCUGCAGAGGAAAGAAAACGCCGUGCAAAGGAAAUAUCAAGAAGAGAACAGGAGAGAAAAAUGGGCGUGCCAUUAGGUGCUAUUGAUGAUUCUGCCAGAUUCCACUCUUCGAAUGACCCCAAUUUGUCAAACGCGUACAACAGUUACUAUAGUCAUGCCUCUCCAGCUGCACAACAGUCCUAUUACCAAUCACAACAUAAGCCCUCUGCUGCAACAGAACAGGCGAACGUACUUUCACCACAGGUCACACCACAAGGUCCAGGUAGCAGAGGCAUGAAGCUUGGAGGAAGGAAAAACCUCCCAGCUUCAAAUCUUCCUCGUCAAUCGUUCAAGUCUUCUCCCACACCCCAGGCAAGCUUCCAAAUUCCGGAGCCUGAAAAACCCUUGAAUAAUGGGAUUCUCGUAAGUGUGAAAGAGUCAGUAAGUGCUGAAAUCGGUAGAGAUGGUACAGUUGCGACAUCAGAGCUUAAGGGUAGUCUUGAGUUGCGUAUCAAUGACCAGGAGCUUGCUCAUGGAAAAAUUAUUUUGGAAUCUAACGUAAACCCUAAGGAUAAAUCACUGCAAUUCAAAACACAUCCAAAUAUUGAUAAGAACUUAUUUUUGUCCUCCAGCGUCAUUAGCUUAAGGGAUCAAAAGAAAGCCUUCCCAUUCAACGAUCAGAGUCUGGCCGUUUUGAGAUGGCGUAAAGUGGGCUCUGCUGAUGACACAAGCCUGAUCCCACUCGAUAUUUCUACUUGGGUGUCCCCAUCUGAUUCCGAUGAAGGAGUUUUUGAAGUUACAUUGGAAUUUGAGGUUAAUGGUAAUUACAAUAGUGACAUUGAAAAUUUACGAUUCAUCAUCCCGGUUUUUACAGAAAAUGUUCGCAUUAAUGAUGAUGCUAACGAUACUAAUGCCGAAAUUGAGUUCAUUGAUGAAGAAAAUGGUAUUGUUAUUAAAACAGGGCCCGUCUCUCCGGGCACCUCCAAUGUUAUUGGACUCAUUGUCGAGGCUGGUUUCGAAGACGCUCUCUUUCCAAUAAGUGUUCUUUUCAACAGUUCCAGUGGCCAAUCGUCCAUUUCGGGUGUUCGUGUUAAAAGCGUUGCCAGUUCUCAAGACGAGGGGGUUGAUUUUCCUUUUGAUGCUAUCAAUACCUUAAAGGCUGAUGAGUACGUUGUCGUGUAG